This is a messenger RNA of Lotus japonicus, 555 nucleotides long. RefSeq names its product NAC domain-containing protein 83-like. The coding region runs from base 1 to 555 and encodes 184 amino acids. The transcript has 3 exons. Gene Ontology annotation, biological process: regulation of DNA-templated transcription. Gene Ontology annotation, molecular function: DNA binding. Lineage: Eukaryota; Viridiplantae; Streptophyta; Magnoliopsida; Fabales; Fabaceae. The record is from RefSeq and is a predicted model, not a curated record.
AUGACUUCCUUCGAGAUGGAGGGCCUCAUAACUAAUGAAGAGGAUGGGAGAGUUAGGUUGCUUCCCGGAUACAUGUUUGAUCCCACUGAUGAGGUUCUUGUGGAUUUCUAUCUGAAGAGGAGGGUUUUUUUUCAACCUCUCCCUGUUCAAAUAAUUCCAUAUUUUGAUGUGUUUGAGACUGAGCCUUGGAAGUUACCUGGAGGAGAUGGAAAGAUUUUCAAUGAGCGUAAGUGCUUUUUCUACAACACCAUGGGUCGUGGCCUUGAAAGUCUUGACAUGAGAGUUGCAGGAAAUGGCCAAUGGAAGAUUGUGGAGAAAGGCAAAGAUAUUCAUACCCCUUGCAACAAGGAGAUUAUUGGGAAGAGAAACACCCUAAUAUUCUGGGAGGUGCAAGGAGCCUACGCUAGGAUGACCAAAUGGGUGAUGCACGAGUUCCGCCUUGUGUUAAUAGCUAACCCAACUCAGAUGUCAAAAUGGGCUGUGUACCGUAUAUUUAUGAAGAAGAAUGAAAUAGGUUACAAUGGGGAAAGCUCCAACGGUGACAGAAAUACAUGA